Molecule: messenger RNA, 1462 nt
Organism: Myotis davidii
Lineage: Eukaryota; Metazoa; Chordata; Mammalia; Chiroptera; Vespertilionidae
Gene: SF3B4
Product: splicing factor 3b subunit 4
Biological process (GO): positive regulation of mRNA splicing, via spliceosome
Cellular component (GO): U12-type spliceosomal complex; nucleolus
Molecular function (GO): RNA binding
Source: RefSeq, a predicted model, not a curated record
CGGAACCGGAAGUAGUGACUGAGGUCGGGGGGUGGAGUUGCUGCCUGGAGACGGCGGGAGCUCUUUCGCCAUGGCGGCCGGGCCGAUCUCCGAGCGGAACCAGGAUGCCACCGUGUACGUGGGGGGCCUGGACGAGAAGGUUAGCGAACCGCUGCUGUGGGAGCUGUUUCUCCAGGCCGGGCCGGUCGUUAACACCCACAUGCCCAAGGACAGGGUCACUGGUCAGCACCAAGGCUAUGGCUUCGUGGAAUUCUUGAGCGAGGAAGAUGCUGACUAUGCCAUUAAGAUCAUGAACAUGAUCAAACUCUAUGGGAAGCCAAUCCGGGUGAACAAAGCAUCAGCUCACAACAAAAACCUGGAUGUGGGGGCCAACAUUUUCAUUGGGAACCUGGACCCAGAGAUUGAUGAGAAGUUGCUUUAUGACACUUUCAGCGCCUUUGGGGUCAUUUUGCAAACGCCCAAGAUUAUGCGGGACCCUGACACAGGCAACUCCAAAGGUUAUGCCUUUAUUAAUUUUGCUUCGUUUGAUGCUUCGGACGCAGCAAUUGAAGCUAUGAAUGGGCAGUACCUCUGCAACCGCCCUAUCACUGUGUCCUAUGCCUUCAAGAAGGACUCCAAGGGUGAACGUCAUGGCUCAGCAGCCGAGCGACUUCUGGCAGCCCAGAACCCACUCUCCCAGGCUGAUCGCCCUCAUCAGCUGUUUGCAGAUGCACCACCUCCACCCUCUGCCCCCAAUCCUGUAGUAUCAUCAUUGGGAACUGGGCUUCCUCCACCAGGCAUGCCUCCUCCUGGCUCCUUCCCACCCCCAGUGCCGCCUCCUGGAGCCCUUCCACCUGGACCCCCAGCCCGAACCCCGGGGGCUGGACAUCCUGGACACGGACACUCACAUCCUCACCCAUUUCCACCGGGCGGGAUGCCCCAUCCAGGCAUGUCUCAGAUGCAGCUGGCCCACCAUGGCCCUCAUGGCUUAGGACACCCCCAUGCUGGGCCCCCAGGAUCUGGGGGGCAGCCCCCACCACGACCACCACCUGGCAUGCCUCAUCCCGGACCUCCUCCAAUGGGCAUGCCUCCCCGAGGGCCUCCGUUUGGAUCUCCUAUGGGUCACCCAGGUCCUAUGCCUCCCCAUGGUAUGCGUGGACCUCCUCCACUGAUGCCCCCUCAUGGAUACACUGGCCCUCCACGACCCCCACCCUAUGGCUACCAAAGGGGGCCCCUCCCUCCACCCAGACCCACUCCCCGGCCUCCAGUUCCCCCUCGUGGCCCACUUCGAGGCCCCCUCCCUCAGUAAUUUCUCAUGCUCUUUCCUCUUGUUUUAUUUCCCUAAUAUCUUGUCAGUUCCUUGGACCAAUCAGAGUUGCUGUAGUUUCCUGGGGUUAAGGCCUUGAUCCCUUUUUUUUUUUUAAGAUUUUUUUACUGAUUUUUAGAGGGAAGGGAGAGAAACAUUGAUGUGAGAGCAAAACAU